ACAAACAGACCAACAGACACCUUAUGGAACCUGAUGAACAGCACAAACAGAUAAGGUGGCCAAAGAGGCAAAGCUGGCAGAUAAGAAAACAUGGCUAGUAUUACACAGUACUGCACAGGAGAGUAAAACCAACACACUGCUUCCCUCUCAUACAGACAGAAACAAACAGCAGAGGAACCGCAGCUCCAUCGGGAAUUUGAAAUGGGUGGAUAUUGUCAUCGGAGUCAUUGUCUCGUCAUGGGCUCCAAAGUUUAAAUGAAACUCUGGAGCCUGGCACAUACGAGUGUCCCUCAUCUGCUGACAGCCAGCCCUGACCUCUGCCCUCUUGCAGACCCUCCCCAACCCUAACCAUCCUUCUGUGACCUCACUCCCUACCCCUGGUUCUAUGUGCCACUCUGUGACCUCAUCAAGAUAAGACCUGCUUCAGCUACAGGCGUCGGAGGCCCCAAGAACCAGGUUCCUUCACAGAUCUAUUUGGGGAGGAGGGUGGUUUUAGGCCUGCCUGGAGCACCUGUUUCUCCAGUCGAUGGGCAGUUGGCCCCUUUGUCUACUGACUCCUUGAGUAGCUAGCUGCUGUUUUGGGAGCGUCUCUGCAGCCCGGUGGGCUCCCCCUCUGCAGGCCAUGGACAACGGAACCCCUUCUGCGCGGGGUCUGCCGGAGCGGCUGUGGCUCUGCCCGAGGGAUCCCGGGGCCCAACAGCAGCACCUGCUCAGCAGCCUGGCCGCGGCACACACCUUGGCCAGGGUCAUCCGGCCGUGCUACGGACCCCACGGGCGCCAGAAGCUCCUGGUGACUGCCAGGGGAGAAACGGUCCUCACGGGAUAUGCCGUGGCCAUCCUCGGGGCCCUGGAGCUAGAACACCCCGCCGCCCGGCUCUUGAGGGACGCAGCCCUCAGCCAGGCUGAGCACAGCGGAGACGGCGCAGCCUCCGUGGUGCUGCUGGCCCAGGCCCUGCUGGCGCAGGCCGAGCGCUUGCUGCUGGCCGGCCUGCCUCGCACCCAGCUCGGGGAGGCCUAUGCCACGGCGACCGCAGAGACCCUGGCCCUGCUGCCUUCGCUGGCGAUCCGGUCCCUGGGGCCUUUGGAAGACCCGUUCUGGGUCCUCUAUUCCGUGAUGAAGACCCACACUCUGUACCAGACGGAAUACCUAACCAACCUGGUGGCCCACGCGUGCGGGGCGGCAAUAGAGCCGGACGGCAGUUUCCACCCCGAGCGCGUGGGGGUGUGCACACUGCGGGGAGGACACCUGGAGGACUCGUGCCUGCUCCCAGGGCUGGCCGUGGCCGGGAAGCCCUGCGGGGAGGCGAGCACGGUGCUGAGCGGCGCCAGGGUGGCCCUCUUUGCUUGCACCUUCGGUCUCGCCGAUCCGUAUGCACGUGCGACGCCCCGUCUCUCCAGGCCUGCAGACCUCGCUACAUUUAGGAAAGGAAGCGAGCAGCUGAUAGACAAGCAAGUCGCCCAGCUGGCAGCCGCGGACGUCAACGUGGCAGUGGUGUGGGGGGCAGUGGAAGACCAGGCCCUGGCGCAGGCUGGUAAGUACGGCAUCAUGGUGAUUCAAGUCGAGUCCCGGCGGGAGCUGGUUUCCCUGAGUGAGGUGCUGGGCACACCUUUGAUGCCGUAUCUGAUCCCUCCAUCGGAGCCAGGGAAGUGUGAGCGGGUGUACGCGCAGGAGCUGGGAGAAGGCUUGGCUGUGGUAUUUGAGUGGAAAUGUCGAGACACCCCUGCCCUCACGUUGGUCCUUCGGGGGGCCACGACUGAGGGGCUACGGGAGGCGGCGCAGGCUGCCUAUCAUGGCAUCGAUGCCUACGGUCAGUUGUGUCAGGAUCCCAGGCUGCUUCCUGGAGCUGGGGCCACAGAGAUGGCGCUGGCGACGAUGCUCUCAGAGAAAGGAACCGGGUCGGAAGCGCCCGAUGGCCCCGUCUUCCUCGCCUUCGCCCAGGCCCUGCGCUCUCUUCCUGCGACCUUGGCAGACAAUGCAGGCUUGGCUGUCUCGGACGUGAUGGCAGAAAUGAAUGCUGCUCACCAAGCUGGGAACUUCCUCAUAGGGGUGGGGGACGAAUGGAUAAUCAAUGUGGCCCAGGAAGAGGUAUGGGACACGCUGACAGCCAAAGCCCACGGGCUCCAAGCCGCAGCCGAUGUGGCAAUACAACUCGCCACUGUCGAUGAAAUCAUAAUAGCCAAGGAAAGACCCACCCGCCAGCCAGACUUGAAUCCUGAUCCUACGAAGGCAAAGGGAUGCCCGUCUCCUGUGGGAAAAAAGGUCCCUUAA
Messenger RNA from Hipposideros armiger (great roundleaf bat), 2269 nucleotides. RefSeq names its product chaperonin containing TCP1 subunit 8 like 2 (gene CCT8L2). The record is from RefSeq and is a predicted model, not a curated record. Bases 623 to 2269 code for a protein of 548 amino acids. The transcript has a single exon. Gene Ontology annotation, molecular function: ATP binding; ATP-dependent protein folding chaperone. NCBI's taxonomy places the organism in Eukaryota, Metazoa, Chordata, Mammalia, Chiroptera, Hipposideridae.